Molecule: messenger RNA, 7349 nt
Organism: Malurus melanocephalus (red-backed fairy wren)
Lineage: Eukaryota; Metazoa; Chordata; Aves; Passeriformes; Maluridae
Gene: SLX4
Product: SLX4 structure-specific endonuclease subunit
Exons: 16
Coding region: 560-6085 (1841 amino acids)
Biological process (GO): resolution of meiotic recombination intermediates; meiotic DNA double-strand break processing; DNA replication
Cellular component (GO): nucleus; Slx1-Slx4 complex
Molecular function (GO): enzyme binding; DNA binding
Source: RefSeq, a predicted model, not a curated record
GAGCCGAGAGACCCUGCUGGCGGCCCGCGCAUGCGCUCCGGCCGUGCACCGGGGCUCCCCGCCGUGGCGGUGGGCACGGGCACGGCCGCCAGCCCGGGCCGCGGCGAACAGGUUCCAGCUUUGAUUCUUACUGGUCCUGCUUUGUACCAUUUUGCUGAUCCAUGUUUAGUUGAAGGGCACAGCUGAGUUACAGAUUUGGCAUUUCAGCAAAUAGGGCUUUCAUAAAUUUCUCUCUGAAGCUCUGUAACGUAUCCUGAUGAUCCUACAAAUUCUCUGCACAAACUGAGGUGCUUAACUUAUGGUCCAGAAUCUUCUGAAGAACCAGCUUGUAAAAGCAGGUGAGCUCCUUGGAGAGAAAACAUGCUCUGCUGAAUGUGAAUUAGGUGUGGAAGAAUGAACUGUUUGAAGUGCCCACUCUGUCUGGAGACCUUGUUGGAGUCUGGAGAACAGACAUCUCUGAGGUGCUGGAAGGGCUAAUGCAAAUGUGAACUGAUUCUGGUGUUUCCCUCACCCUCCAGUCCUCACAGUGUUCUUAGGCCACAGCAUUACUGGAAAGCCAAUGGAUGAACAGGACAAUGAUUUUAAAGAGUUGUGGGCAAAUAUUUUGAAUAAGGCAAAGAAAAAAGCUGGGGAUGCUGAUGCAUCAARGAGGGUUCAGAACAGGCCAAAGAGCACCACAACACGAAGCAAAUUAAGAGGAGGCAAAGCUGCUGCUAAGAGCCAAACCCAUCAUCACUUACCAGCAGUGAAGGAGACAAACUUGCCUCAAGAUUUGGGUCCAAAGGAGCAAACUGUGGUGCAUGAAGAAGAUGGUGAUGCUGCAGCCUGUAGUGGUGAGACUGCACAGGGGGAUGGAGCAAGGAGCCCUCUCCCUGCCAGCCAGCUGAGCACGGGGACCACUGAGUGUAGCCAGAGGCCUCUGUCAGGAACCUGYUCCUCACCCACCCCAAAGGUGCGCGUAGCAGAGCUGGUGGUGGAGAGAAUGCAGCAGUUCAAGAGGGUGGCACCUGAGCAGCUGAAACACAGCUCAGAUGGGAGUGUGCUGAAGGCUGMAGCCAGUGGCGAUUUCCCUGCUGGAAGCCAGGAUCAGGACCMCCCUGAGGAUGAUACCCACCAUCUCCCAUCCAUGGAACAUGACASUGCUCUGGCUUUGGCUCUUCAGCAGGAAUCCAAGGAGGAAGCUCUGGCAAGCCUGGAGGAUKCAGGGUUGUUCUUCUGUCAGAUCUGCCAGAAGGAUCUCACAGCCAUGAACACACUGCGACGAGAGCAACAUGUCAACAGGUGUCUGGAUGAGAUGGAAGAAGCACAGCUGUCAUCCUCCAGCAAACCAGUGGUCCCUGAAUGUCCCAUCUGUGGGAAGCAGUUCCAAACCCCACAGAGCCGAGUCAGUCAUCUGAAACGCUGUGCUGUGGAGAUGGAUGUGCCYCCUAAUCUGCUUCUUCAGGCAGUGCAGUUGCAGGUGGCCACGCUUGGUGAUGCAGCUCUUCAGUGUCCCAGCAAUCAGCCCAGCAGGGCAAAGMGGAAAGGCCCCUCCAAUGAGGACUCGAGGAAAACACAGAAGAGGGCCAAAAUGGAGCCUAAGGAUGAAGAUUUGCAGGUUGCCAUGGCAAUGUCACGCUCUCUGUUGGAGCAAGAAAAGCAGGAACAAGCAAAAUCAGUUACAAAUGUGAAACCAGUGGCUGCUUUCCCAAUCAAAUGGAAGCCAGGAUCAGAGAAAAAAAGGCGUAGAAAAGGCCCCACUGCACCUCCACCACUGCUGCUCCAGGACCCGGAGAAGGUCCGCAAGAGGAUCCAGGAGCGAGUGGCCAUGCUGCUGACAGAAGAGAUGGAAUUCCCUCCCACCCCUGAGCUGCCCAUCAGCAGGAUUUUGGAGAAUGAAUCUGGAAAAGCAGCCUGGCUCAUGCCAUUGUCCAAAGCCAAGGAGUGCUUUUUAUGGAAGAUCAGUGCUCUGACGGGACCCUGUGACCCCGAAUCAUUCUACACUGCRGCCUUAACCCCUCCAAUUGUACCCUGGAAGCCUGUGCAGAAUAAGCCAGAGAACCUUCAGCCAUCAGUGAGAUCUCAUCAGCCAGAAGCAUCCCAGCAAACUCAGCCUGACCUCAGUUCCCAGGAACCCACUUGCACAAAGAUUGGAGGCCAAACUUCUGAAUCCAAGCCAGGCCCUGAAGGAGAUGGGCAGUUUUUAUCCCCAAGCCAGAAGGAUGCUCAGACCCUACAGGACCUGGUGGAAUUGGCCAGGGAAGGACUUACCCUUACUCAGUGGAACCUUGACACUGGCCAUGUUCAGGCAGCAGAGCAGCCAGGAGAAGAACUGACUCCCAGUGAUCUUCCACAGAGUGGCUUUGUGCCCCCAUCCAAGGAGAAGAGCCUCCUCAGGAGCAGCAGUAAAAGAUCUUCUCUCGGGCUGCUGGCUCAGGAUUUCGGUGCCAUGGUCAACAACCCCCAUCUGAGUGAUGUCCAGUUCCAGGUGGACAGCGGGGAUAUCCUCUACGCCCACCUGUUUGUGCUGUACGCGCGGUGUCCAGCAGCAGCUCAGGCUGUGCACAGUGAGGGAUUGGUGGUGGAGGAAGAUGGGGCCGCGCCGACGCGCCGGGUGCUGCUGAGCGAUGUGUCAGCCGAGGCUGUGGGAGCCUUUCUGAGGUACCUCUAUGCUGCUGACACCAACUUCCCUGCUGGGCUGUGGCCCCAGCUGCAGGCUCUGGCUGCCAGGUUUAGUGUGAGGGAACUGAUGGCAAARUGUGAAAACAAUGCUGGAGAGAGCCAGGUGUCUUCUGGAGUGGAUUCAGAAGAWGAUCUUAUCUCUGUGAGGGAUGAGGAAGAUUUUGAGGACAGAGCUGAGAAUUUCCAAGAGCUCUUGAAGUCAGUGUGGGUGGGUGAAGAUGAGGAAGAAGUAGAUAUGCUGAACCUUGAGUGCCAGAAGGAAGAUGACAAUGAGGUGGGUGAACAGGAGCUGGAGGAAAUCUAUGAGUUUGCUGCAACUCAGAGGAAGAUGGCUCAGGGGGAAAGAGAGGUGAGUGAAGGAACACACUGCAGCAUCUACAAUGACASUGAGGCAGCCCAAGGUACAAACCAGCAACCUGAGGAGGAAGAGUUAAAGAGACCUGAAACUGCUUCAUUAUGCAACAGCCUCAAAGACCCGAGGGAUGGCAACGGUGUGGAAGGAUCUAAAUGUGGCUCGUCUGCACAAGAAGAGAAGAUGCAGAAUGUAAAUAGACUCAAGAGCAUGAAUGACCCACAGACCACUAUUGUGCCUCACCUCAGUGAACCUCAGGAAUGGGUUGGAACAUCCCAUGGUGCUAAUGAUGGAGGAGCUGUUGAGGGAUGUGAGCGUGUGAAGGAUUCAAAGUCACCUCAGGUCUCAAAYGACAAGGCAGAUCACUGUGAAGAGCAGUUUCCUGGUUUCCAAGGUGAUACUAAUUUAAAUGACAGCUAUGAAUAUAUGUUUUCUGCCUCUCAAGGGAAUCACUGUGAUCCUUCCCCAGAGAAAGAAAUUAUCAGAGAAUCAGGAAAGUCCCCUAGUGAAAAACAUGUUGGUCUUAAUGAUUCACUUGUGUUGAUCAAGUCACAAAAAGACUGCUCUCCAUGUAAGAAUGGUUUAUGUGGGAGUCCAGCUCACCAGCCUUAUGUGUCCCUUUUUCCUACUCUUGGCUCUUCACCUGCAUCUCCAAACUCAGAGAGAAAGUUUGUCAGAGAACAUGUGUCAACACCAAAGCAAAACAAAAAGGAGAAAUCAUACCCAUCUGAUGAAAUACACUCCAAAAAAGCCAAGGUGCUGGAUGCUGCAUCAAGAAACGGGGACGCAGUUUCUCCAGCAGAGCUUUCCCACUGGGAAUCAARCAAGCACACACUUGUUCCAGUGUUGUCAUCACCAGGCAGGACUCAKGAUGCUGCAGGUCAGGGGAUCCAGGAGAGUGAUGCUAUUUGUUUGUCUUCUUCUGAUGAUGAAAUGGAGUUACAACAAGACAAGAAGUUUCCAGAGUCCAUCUGCACUCKGGAGAAAAUAGAAAUCCCUGGGCACCUGAAGUGUACAGACAUAAAACAAGGUCCUGAGAUACCAAAAYCUGACCAUAACUCAUCAGUCUCUGAAACAGAGCAGAGAUCAGCCCAGAUCUCAUGUGGCAAUACAGACACAGUGUGUGUACAUGGUGAUGCAGAGGUGUCCCCUGAAUCUCCUCUCAGCAGACAAACAGRUGCUUGUACAGAGAGCAAACAGAGUCCAAACCUGAGCCCUGGGAAAAGGCUCAGUCAUGAAAUGUCUGCAGGCACAGACAGCUCCUGGCUUGUGCCAGCAACACCAGUUCUGAGCAAAAGCAGAAGCUUCGCAACACAGACUCAGGUCACAAGUAUUAAUUCUUUAAAGAGUUCAGAAUCUAAACUCAGCACAAAGAACUUAGCAGCAGGUAAUAGUAACCAUGAAAUGACUGGAAAUUUGAUAAAAGUUCGUGAAACAAUGUUGUCAAACAAAUGUUUGCCUAUGGAGAACUCGGCCAGUGAAAGGAACCCCCCCAGCAGCCCAGCAGCAGGAUCCUUUUCCAAGAAUUCCCUUCCAGUUUCUCCAGUGGAUCCAGUUCUCCUCCCCUCUUGCCACACCAAUACAGAAAGCAAACAUGCCAAAAUCUCAGGUUUACCCUCACCGGUGCUUCCGUGCCAGGAGCAGCCACUGGAAGAUAAAACAAACAUCAGUGUGAUUGAGCUGGAGGACAGUGACAGGGAAGUCAGUCUGCCUUCUCUGGGUAGCAGUGUCCUGCUGUGUGAGGAGCCCCCAAUCCCUGUUGAUGACUGCUGGCUCAUUGGCUAUCAGUCACCAGUCAGAGGUGAGAGCCACAAYGCUGGCCAGGUCAGCCAUGCAAAGACCAGCAUUUCCAGCAGCCCCAGCCCUGGCUCUGGGCAGGAGCAGGGGAAGAGCCCAGUCCAGGAGCAGGGAAUUAAGGGCAGCACCCCUCUCCAAGGAAGUCCUGCUGGCAGGAGAACAGCUUUGUUCUGCCCUGAGAAGAGCCCWAUUGAGCCAUGUUCAUCAGUGGACAGCAGAGCCAGUUACCUGGACUCCAAAAUCUGGGAUGAUUGGAAUGGAGAAGAGAAGGAAGAUGAACUUCCAGAGAUUCUUCCUCUGUCUCAGAGGUUGGCAGCUGCAGCAGGGGCUGGUCAGGCAGAUCCUGUCAAGACUCCUGARCCUUCCUGUCAGGAGAARGACAGGUUCCCCAAYACUCCAGUGACACCCAUGCCAGCGUAUUCCAUCAUGGAGACCCCGCAGCUGAAGAAGGAGCUGAGCAGAUUUGGYGUUCGUGCUCUGCCAAAACGCCAGAUGGUGUUGAAGCUGAAGGAGAUAUUCCAGUACACUCACAGGGACGGGGACUCUGACUUUGAAGAUGAAAUCCCCUAUUCCCAGCCCCUCCCACAGAAGUCCCCGGCCAAACGGCCGAGACAGCCAAAGGCAGGUGGGGCUGCAGGCAAGAAUCGUGCCAGUGCCCCGAGGGCUGUGGGCAAGAGGAAGCAGCUUGCCAAGGCUUCUGCAGUGCUCCCUAGGGAUAAAGCUGGUGGGGCAUCCCAAAGAACAAGCUGUGUAGCACCCAAGGAGGGAACUGAAGUGACACAUCAUCCAGAAGGAGCCAAAGAGCAGGAAGGGCCGUCUGUGUCUCUGGCAGCUGAUGGCAAGGAGAUCCCGGCAUCCCAGGAGUCAGCAGGUUCUUCAGUGGAUGGAAGUGACAUCUCCUUUGGUUCACAGAGUUCCUUUGUGAAUGGAUUUGAAACCUGUGCUUUUGCAUCUGAGGAGGAGGAAGAGGAGUUUCCAGCAUCUCAAGCAGCAGCUCRGGAGCAGGAAAAGUUGGAGGCAGUAAAGUGCUACAUCCGCUCAAACACAGCCCUGUACAACAGGAUUCUCUUCUAUGAGCCCAUUGAGCUGGCUGAUCUGCAYGCAGAGCUCAAACAGAAUGGCAUUAAAAUUUCCAAGGCAAAGCUGCUGGACUUUCUGGAUUCUCAGUGCAUCACAACUACCAUGGCCAGAGCCCGGAAAGAGCAGCAACAGAAAAGGAAGGAGAACAGAAAACAGAGAAGGCGACACCGAGUGAAGCCCACUUCUCUCCCCUGAAAGUUCUGUGCAUGGAGGCCUUGCUUCCAAGCUGGAAAACUCCUUCCCAGCUGGUGCUCCAGCAGCAGGCGAUGGGUGGAGCACCUCGUGGUCUGAUCCCAGGUGACAUACGGGCCUGAGCUGCCCUGCCAUUGCCAUCCCUCUGCUCCGAUUGGACAAAGCCCCCAUGGCUGCCCUUCCUUCAGCACACAGCUCACCUGGAGCCUCUUCCCAUCUGAUUCUACUUUUGUGCCUUUUCUUUCCAUUUUUCUAGUAGUUUWAAGUCCCCAGCUUUUCUUUGUGCUGGUGCUUCCCUCAGUGACACUUGCCAGGACCUUUUCCYUGGAYUUGAGCUGUGAAAUGCUUUGCCCUWCACGUUCCAGGAUUCAAUCCACUCUAUCAAGCACUGGUUGCUUACACCCUUAUGAUUUCCAUCUUCACUUCUUCAGCACAGUUUGCACUGCUGAUUUUUAAGGCAGGGAGCGCUGUGGAGAUAUGUAAAAGGCUUUUUUUCUAACCUUGAUUCACUUGUAAAKCUCUGCUAAAAUUUCAAAAUUUGUGUUUCUGAAAUGGCUGGAAAAUAAGGGAGGGGUUUUUCUGUUCCUUUUGUGACCCUUUCCAAAUGCAUCCCUGACACCUGAUGUCACGGUAAAGCCCUUUCAAUUGGAAAAUCCAGUGGGAUGUCUCAAUUUCCCUGUGGGAUCUGUGUUCAAAUCACUCUGCUCCAUUUCCUGAGAGCUCCUUUUCCUUCUUGGGGUGGUCUGAGUGUGCCCCAAGCAGAGAUGUCUUUAAGAAAAUAUUUAAGUGAGCUCUGGAACUCUUCAGCACUUCUCAAAGCCUGAGCUAAACCUACUGUUUGCAUCAGUCCUAUUUCCACACUGGACUGGUCCCAAUUGUAAAGUGUCUGAGACUCAUGGCGAAGUCUUGGACAAUAAAUACUCAUAUUUUAUGUAUUUACUUUCACAACAACUGCCUUUUCCCCRUUCUGGUAGUUCUGAGUAUGCAGAUUAACGAAACAAAAUGGACACAAGACAAAAAGAGGCCAGAUUUCUAGAUAUCUUAAUAUAUGUGGGACAUUCAAUUAUUUUUACAUUUUUCAUACAGUAUUUGUUUUGGACUUACAUUAUAUGCAAUAAACAAUUGAAAUCUUGUCAAUACUCAUAUGGAACAGUAAGCACAGCAAUGUAUUCAAAACACAAACUUUAUUGAAAUAGACUACGCUUCCCAGCUUCAGCUAGGGGCUGAGAACAUUAGUGGGAAGCCUGUGCCUAAAAAAUGUAAACUG